Molecule: messenger RNA, 1462 nt
Organism: Scleropages formosus (Asian bonytongue)
Lineage: Eukaryota; Metazoa; Chordata; Actinopteri; Osteoglossiformes; Osteoglossidae
Product: pannexin-3
Exons: 5
Coding region: 79-1428 (449 amino acids)
Biological process (GO): monoatomic cation transport; positive regulation of interleukin-1 production; cell-cell signaling
Cellular component (GO): plasma membrane
Molecular function (GO): wide pore channel activity
Source: RefSeq, a predicted model, not a curated record
AGGACGACGCUGAUUCGUUCAGAAGGCUUUUUGGAGAGUCGACAGCCUGUUCUUGUGCUCCUCUCUUUAGCUGCAAUCAUGUCCAUCGCCAACACGGCCGCCCAGGCCAUGCUGUCGGAUGCCUUGCUCCGUGACGGCCCGGUCGACAGCCGCAUUCGGAGCCUCGAGCUGGAGCUGCCCCUCGACAAGGUUAUCAAAUUUGUGUCGGUGGGGCUGCCGCUGCUGCUGGUGUCCAUGGCCUUCGCCAGAGAAAUAACCAUCGGUCCUCAGAUCAGUUGCUUUCCACCGACCAAUUUUACAGCCAAACAAGCGGGCUACGUGGACACGUACUGCUGGGACUCUCUCAUGCACCAUGAGUUUGACGCUGAUGGCAACUUCGAGGAGCGCUCUCUGUGGGUGCACAAAAUGUUCCCGUACUCCCUCCUGGCCAUGGCGAUGCUGAUGUACCUUCCCGCCCUUAUUUGGCGCUUCCUGGUGAUGCCGUGUCUGGGCGCGGACCUGCUCUUCAUCAUAGACGAGCUGGACAUGUCCUACAACCGCUCGGUGCGCAUUGCCCAGAGCAUCCUGGAGCUGCAGCAGAAUGCUCCCUGCCAGAUGGAGUUUCAGGCUGAGCUGGAGAGAGCUCGGCGGAAAAGGUACUUUGAGUACCCCCUGCUGGAGAGAUACAUGCAGUGCAAGCAGCGCUCCUACUUCCUGGUCAGCAUGCUGUUCCUGCGUGGCUUCCUGCUGCUGCUCUUCAUGUCGGCCUCCUGCCUCUACCUGGUCUACUUCCACCUGUCAGCCUUCCUCCAGGACGAGUUCAGCUGCUUUGUGCGGACGGGUCUGCUGCGCGACCAGCCUUGGGUGCCGGAGCUGGUGCAGUGCAAGAUGACGGCCCUGCUGGUCUUCCAAGUCAUCAGUGUGGCCAACGGCGUCAUCUACGUGCUGCUGGCCCCCGUCGUCCUCUUCAGCCUCCUGCGCCUCUUCUGCUGGGACACCACCUUCCUCUCGCUGUACGAGGUGCUGCCGGGCCUGGGCCUCAUCAGCGGCCGCAAGUUGGGCUGCCCGCUCAACGACCUCAACGUGCUGCUCCUUUUCCUGCGCGCCAACGUCACGCAGCUGCGCUCCUACGGCCGGCUGAGGGCCAUGUGCUCGCUGGCACCCCCGCAGAUUCGGGGGGCGGCCGUCAGGGCGCACGGAAAGAUGAGCGCCGAGGAGGCGGAGGAGGCCAUGGAGGCCUUGGAGGAGAUGGAAGAGGAGGCACGGGAGGCCAGAGAAGAAGGAAGACACAACCUGGUGGAUAUCUUGACUCUCCUGGGAAGGGCUCGAGGAAGCGUUACAAACUGCAAGGAUCACAGUCCCCUGGUAGUGGAAAAUUUGAGUCUUGAGCCCUCUAAGCGCCAGGGGUACCAUGAAUUGAAGGAGACUCCAUCAUGUAGUUAUGCCUAAACCUCCCGCCAGUGGACUGAAACAGCAGAGGGGG